AAAAAUUGUGUACAGUUCGGUUAACAUUUUGAUCUUUAAAUUGUUUCAAGUCCUGAGUCUAAAUUUUUAAUGGAAGAAAAGCACUAAAAAAAAAUUGAAAAAAAAAAAUUGAAAAAAAAAAUUAAAAAAAACAAACAAAAAAAUUGUAAAAAUUAAAAAGUUUGCAAAACUUCAAAAUGGUUGUCCCACUUUAUAGUAGCGAAUGCUGUCCCAUCGUUGAUGAGAUUACGACGGACGUUCGUUGCUUAAUGAAAGGAUUAUGUUGUGAACUAACUAAACUCGAAAAUAAACACAAAAAGGCCUUCACAAAGAGACUACGUUUGCAUGAACUCGCUAUACCACCGCUAAGAAAAAGAGCAGAGCGUUUUGUACGAACCUGUGCCUGUAAGUUUCCAAAACCUAUUGAAUUAAUCCGUAUGGACAAAGCGGAGAGAACUCGUACUACUCAGCUUGCACUUCCCCAAGUCAGAAAACUACUUUUGUCACAAAAAGCACUGAAUAAACUUUGGGAAAACCCAUUCCGUAAUUAUAUACUAAAUCGUCUUAUUCGUAGUAGUCUUUUCUCUUUAUAUAGCCGUUUGGCUAAUGUUCAACCUCCAAAGGAACCAGUUAAGAUUCAUAAAUGGGAUAAAGAUGAGUGGAAAGUCCAUAGAAAAUAUCUUAAGAAGUUAGCUAGACAUAAAGUACCACCCCCUGUACCAAAAAUUAUAAGGAAGAGAAUGCCAUUAUCGGCAAUGUUUCGUUAUAAGAAACUGUACGAAUUGCAAUAA
Messenger RNA from Teleopsis dalmanni, 770 nucleotides. RefSeq lists its product as uncharacterized. NCBI's taxonomy places the organism in Eukaryota, Metazoa, Arthropoda, Insecta, Diptera, Diopsidae. The record is from RefSeq and is a predicted model, not a curated record. The transcript has 4 exons. The coding region runs from base 177 to 770 and encodes 197 amino acids.